AUGGUGCCAGCAAUUCGAGUGGCCCCAACAGCGGCCAACCGCGCGCUGAAUCUACUGCGUACCGUGCAGUACACUCACCCUCCUAGCUGUCCCUGCCAUUCCAAUCCCAAUCACCACCACCAUCACAAGACCCCCGCGAUGAUGAACAAUGUCCGCCGUCAUUUAGCCACUCCGGUGGAUCCGUCACGCGAAAAGGAAUAUGCAUUCGAAAUGGCAGCAUCGAGUAUCCGAUUUGGCCCUGGUGCAACCAAGGAGGUCGGCAUGGAUUUUAAGAACAUGGGAGCUAAGCGCGUGUGCAUUGUGACCGAUUCAAAUGUUCUCAAGCUUGAUGCGAUGAAGCAGGCUGUUGAGGGACUUACUCGUGAGGGUAUUCAAUUUACCGUUUUCGAUAAAGUCCGCGUAGAGCCCAAGGAUAGCUCUGUUAAAGAAGCUAUUGCAUUUGCCAAACCUUAUAACCCUGAUGCUUUCUUAGCCGUCGGUGGUGGAUCCGUCAUCGAUACGGCCAAACUCAUGAAUCUUUAUACUGCAUACCCAGAGGCCGACUUUUUGGACUUUGUAAAUGCACCAUUGGGCAAGGGUCUUCCAGUUGACAAGCCACUCCGACCUCUCGUCGCCGUACCCACAACUGCAGGAACAGGUUCCGAAACAACCGGAACAGCCAUCUUCGAUCUAGUCGACAAGAAAGCCAAGACAGGCAUUGCCCACCGAAACCUCAAGCCCACACUGGGAAUCUGCGAUCCUCUCAACACCCGUACCAUGCCUUCAGCCGUGCAUGCUUCAUCCGGUCUAGACGUGUUGUGCCACUCUCUCGAAUCAUGGACUGCAAUUCCUUACAACGAGCGCACUCCUCGUCCAACAAACCCCAUUAACCGUCCCGCCUAUCAAGGCGCGAACCCCAUCUCAGAUAUCUUUUCUCUCCAGGCGCUGCGCAGCACCGUCAAAUAUCUUCCUCGCGCUGUACGGGAUCCUGAUGACCACGAGGCUCAGUCUAACAUGCUCCUCGCCGCAACGCUCGCUGGUGUUGGAUUCGGAAAUGCAGGUGUUCACCUUUGUCACGGCAUGAGUUAUCCGAUUUCUAGCCAGAAUCCAGGAUACAAGCAUGCUGGGUAUGAUGUCGCUUACCCCAUCAUUCCGCAUGGUGUCUCUGUCGCGGUUACGGCUCCUGCUGUUUUCCGAUUCACGGCUGCUUCGAACCCGGAUCGUCACUUGGCUGCGGCGGAGGCCUUCGGUGUUGAUAUUUCCAAUGUGAAGCGUGAGAGUGCGGGCGAGGUGCUUGGAGCGGCGAUUGCGGAGUUCUUGGUUAAGCUGGGGGAUCAGCCACGUGGUCUUAAGCAUUUGGGAUUCAAGCCUUCUGAUGUGGAUGGUUUGGUUGAGGGUACUAUUCCACAGAAGCGGGUGUUGAUGUUGGCGCCGAACUUGAGUGAGGAGCUUCAGGCUGAGAAGGGUGAGCUACGACGUUUAUUGGAGGAGUCUAUGGAUUAUUAA
Molecule: messenger RNA, 1485 nt
Organism: Penicillium malachiteum
Lineage: Eukaryota; Fungi; Ascomycota; Eurotiomycetes; Eurotiales; Aspergillaceae
Product: hydroxyacid-oxoacid transhydrogenase
Exons: 3
Coding region: 1-1485 (494 amino acids)
Cellular component (GO): mitochondrion
Molecular function (GO): alcohol dehydrogenase (NAD+) activity; metal ion binding
Source: RefSeq, a predicted model, not a curated record